This is a messenger RNA of Exophiala aquamarina CBS 119918, 900 nucleotides long. RefSeq lists its product as uncharacterized. Lineage: Eukaryota; Fungi; Ascomycota; Eurotiomycetes; Chaetothyriales; Herpotrichiellaceae. The record is from RefSeq and is a predicted model, not a curated record. The coding region runs from base 440 to 793 and encodes 117 amino acids. The transcript has 2 exons.
ACAACAUUGUAUUCAGUCUCCACUACUUAUUAUGAAAAGACUGUGGAGAAAACGGUCUGGUCUACGAAUAUAGUCUACAGCACAGAUACGACUACCCAGGUACAGGUCCAACCAACCACAAUUGUCCAGCCAACAACCAUUGUCAAUCCCACCACUAUUUUUGACCAGCAGACAAUCACUCACAUUGAUGUUGACACUGUUACUGACACUGUCACUACUACUGUGAUUUCGAGCAUUGCUGGUCCAGCAACAACUAUUACUACGUGUCCAACUACUCCACUGAACGGGCUGGUCACAUGUACUUCAAGGAUCGUCAAUCCAACGUACACUCCCCCGCAUCCUUUGCCAAGCAACUACCUCUGGGGUUGCCCGCCUGGUACUAUUUGUACUCCACCACAGGUCGAUUGCAACUUUGAGCAGAAUCCUCCAGCAAGCAGUUAUGUGUGUGCUCCGAAAGAGUGCCAACCUCUUCCAGAAAGGACCGUACCAGAAGACUUUGCCGGAGAUUACCCAAAUCCAACACACGCCGAUUGUGCAUGGUAUGAGCCGAAUCCGGGAUUCUUCAAUCUUAACCCGGAGUUUUUCGGUCUCACUUUUGAUAUUUUUGAUAUCUUUGGCCAGCCAGUCUGCCUUCCACCGUCUCCCACAACCACCAAAAGCGGAUGGGUUGAUUGGAGCAUUGCUCCAGCAGAGUGUUAUACGGUCUUCAACUCGGCUAAUAUCAUCGCCCAAGACACCGGAAAGGUCGCACAAAUUCUCUGUCCAACUGAUUCAGAAUUCAUGCAGGCGGUGAGAAAGUGUGACUCGUGUGCUGCAGAUUACAGUACUACUGCUACGGCAACUGAUGAUUGGCCUGAGCUUCAAGAAUAUUUCAUCUUCUGUCGAACAAAUGGGACUAGC